UUAUUGGAGAUGCUCUAACAACUGUAGAUUUUGUGACACGAAAAUCCAAAUUCUUCCAUGAAGGUUGUAAAAUCGGAAUCAGACCAGAGUAACGGUUUCUGCCGUCAACACUGUUUUUAACUUUGGUAAAUUUGUUUCCACUAAACAAUUGUACAGCACAUUUACACACAGUCACACACUAAAAACAUACUACUCCUGUAUUGACCUGCUCUUUAAGCGUUUGAAUUGAUUAAUAAAGUAAACUCUGUAACAAACAUUCAACUCAGCACAAAUCUACUAGAUCACAUCUCCCAAUGCCAUUGUUGUAGCACAGGCACAUAUAUGUAAUCACACUCCAGAUGAUUUUGUAAGUAAAUUAAGUAUGAGAGGAGCUGGUGGUGGCGGCUCACCUAGUAGUCAUGAACGUAGACACAGACUCUCUUCUGCUACUCAAGAAGAUACAACCAAGAGAAGAUCUUUCAGAAGUAGAGUUUUUAGAAGUGCCGAAAAACCUUUCUCCAGUUUUAGCCAGGAGCGCAAUUUGAACUGCAAGUUUUCUACUCUAAAACUAGUGCUGGUUAUUAUAAUUUUUGGAGCAUUUUUGACCCUCCUAAAGUCUCCAGCAAUUUACAACACAGACCACCUAGCCAGUUUCAGACAUCGGCCAAGUUUUGUAGGUCAAUUCAUAAAGGACAAAUUUGCCGCUGAUCAACGUUAUCUAUCACAAUUGGAGGUCAAUUGGGACCAAGUCUCCGAAGUGAUUGAGAAACUUGCUGAUAGGCAUGAGUAUCAGGGGAUAGGUCUGUUAAAUUUUAAUGACAGUGAUAUUGAACAAUGGAAGCUGCUUAUACCAGACGCAGAACAUGUUGUCCUGAACCUUGAUUUUGUUUCCAGCAAUGUGACGUGGGAAUCCCUAUAUCCUGAAUGGAUAGAUGAAGAAGAAGAGUUUGAGGUGCCCAUAUGUCCUACAUUACCCAAUAUUCAUGCUCCUGGUAAACCGCGAAUUGAUCUUAUUGCUGUAAAGCUUCCCUGCAAUAAAAGAAGCAAAUGGUCACGAGAUGUGGCUCGUUUGCAUCUACAAAUUGCAGCAGCAAGGCUUGCUGCUAUGUCAAAAGGGUAUCAUUCAGUGCACGUGCUUCUGUUGAGUGAUUGUUUCCCAAUUCCAAAUCUCUUUACUUGCAAGGAGCUUGUUGUCCGUGUAGGCAACGCAUGGUUAUACGAACCUAAUCUGAAUACAUUGAGACAAAAGGUUAAUCUUCCAGUUGGCUCAUGUGAACUUGCAGUUCCUCUUAAGAGUAAAGAUCACUACUCCAGCAAUGCCAGGCGAGAAGCGUAUGCAACUAUUUUGCACUCUGCACAUGUGUACGUCUGCGGGGCUAUAACAGCAGCUCAGAGUAUCCGCAUGUCAGGUUCCACACGCGAUCUUGUAAUCCUUGUUGAUGACACGAUCAGUGAAUAUCAUCGAGGAGGUUUGGAAGCUGCAGGGUGGAAACUACAUACAAUUGAAAGAAUUAGGAACCCAAAAGCUGAACGAGAUGCUUAUAACGAAUGGAACUACAGCAAAUUCCGCCUGUGGCAAUUAACAGAUUAUGAUAAGAUCAUAUUCAUUGAUGCUGAUUUGCUCAUACUUAGAAACAUUGAUAUCCUGUUUGAGAUGCCAGAAAUUACUGCAAUUGGAAAUAAUGCUACCUUAUUUAAUUCUGGGGUAAUGGUGAUUGAACCAUCCAAUUGCACGUUCCAACUGCUGAUGGAUCACAUUAAUGAAAUUGUGUCCUACAAUGGCGGAGAUCAGGGGUACUUGAACGAGGUCUUCACCUGGUGGCACCGGAUACCAAAACACAUGAAUUUCCUGAAGCAUUUCUGGGAAGGGGAUGAAGAAGAGAAAAAGGAAAUGAAAAUAAAGCUAUUUGGAGCUGAUCCUCCUGUUCUAUAUGUUAUUCACUAUCUCGGGUUAAAACCAUGGUUGUGCUUUCGAGAUUAUGAUUGCAACUGGAAUGUGAACAUAUUGCAGGAGUUCGCAAGUGAUGUUGCUCACAGGAGAUGGUGGAAAGUGCAUGAUGCAAUGCCGGAAAACUUGCAUAAAUAUUGCCUGCUAAGGUCUAAACAGAAGGCAGCUCUAGAAUGGGAUCGGAUGCAAGCCGAGAAGGGUAAUUACACAGAUGGUCAUUGGAAGAUUCAAAUUAAAGAUUCACGCUUGCAGGCUUGUUUUGAAGAAUUCUGCUUCUGGGAGAGCAUGUUAUGGCAUUGGGGUGAAACAAAUUGGACCGAUAAUGCAACUGCCACUCUAGCACCGCCUGUUCCAAUCAUCUCUGGGUUACUCCCUUCUUUGUAAGUUAUUCUAGAUACGUGAACUAAAAUAUUCUAGUGUGAAUGGAGUCCUACAGUGCUAAUCUUCUACACAAACUAAGUUCAGAUAAGAAGUAUAAAAACUACACAAUAUCUUGAGUCUAUUUUGAAAAUGUUUAAUAGAAUCUCACUUGCAGCUAAAAGUUUGUAAAAAUCACGUGAAUGUAAUGUCAUUAUUUAACACUCUAUCUUUUAUUAUUAAAUUUGUAUUCCAUUUUACCCCUUUUCUUUCUUAUUACAAGGUAAGGUUAUGUGUCAGGGCAUGAGCCGUUAAACAUUUGUGUAAGAUUUUGCUUUAAUGUAGUGGGAACAUUUUUGUCUUCC
Daucus carota subsp. sativus is the source of this 2649-nucleotide messenger RNA. Its product is annotated as putative UDP-glucuronate:xylan alpha-glucuronosyltransferase 3. The transcript is spliced from 5 exons. The record is from RefSeq and is a predicted model, not a curated record. Gene Ontology annotation, biological process: xylan biosynthetic process. Gene Ontology annotation, molecular function: glycosyltransferase activity. Bases 362 to 2311 code for a protein of 649 amino acids. NCBI's taxonomy places the organism in Eukaryota, Viridiplantae, Streptophyta, Magnoliopsida, Apiales, Apiaceae.